Molecule: messenger RNA, 2742 nt
Organism: Phaedon cochleariae (mustard beetle)
Lineage: Eukaryota; Metazoa; Arthropoda; Insecta; Coleoptera; Chrysomelidae
Source: the annotation of a GenBank genome assembly
AUGGCUCAAGGGGUAUUGAGCUCGGAUAUUUCCAGAAGAAAUCCACAGGACGACUACGAGUUGAUCCAGAGGAUAGGGAGUGGGACUUAUGGAGAUGUCUACAAGGCUAAAAGACUUUCAACAAAUGACUUGGCAGCGAUAAAAGUAAUAAAACUAGAGCCUGGAGAUGACUUUGGUAUCAUCCAGCAAGAAAUUCUUAUGAUGAGAGACUGUAGACAUCCAAAUAUAAUAGCAUAUUAUGGUAGUUAUUUACGUAGAGACAAACUGUGGAUUUGUAUGGAAUAUUGUGGAGGUGGAUCUCUUCAAGACAUUUAUCACAUCACAGGUCCUUUAACUGAGAAUCAAAUAGCCUACAUGUGUAGAGAGACACUACUUGGUUUGCAGUAUCUUCAUUCCAUGGGGAAAAUGCAUAGGGACAUUAAAGGUGCUAAUAUUCUCCUCACUGAGUGUGGUGAUGUCAAAUUGGCUGAUUUUGGUGUUUCUGCUCAGAUAACUGCUACCAUCAAUAAGAGAAAGUCAUUCAUAGGAACACCAUAUUGGAUGGCACCUGAGGUUGCUGCAGUUGAACGUAAGGGUGGUUACAACCAGUUAUGUGACAUUUGGGCUACUGGUAUCACAGCAAUUGAACUAGCAGAGUUGCAACCACCCAUGUUUGAUUUGCAUCCAAUGAGGGCAUUGUUUUUGAUGUCCAAAAGUGGUUUUAAACCUCCAACAUUGAAAGACAAAGAAAAAUGGAGUCCAACAUUCCACAAUUUUAUCAAAGUAGCUUUAACAAAAAAUCCAAAGAAAAGACCCACUGCUGAAAAACUCUUACAGCAUGCUAUUUUCCAAGGAGAUAUGCAUAGAAGACUGGCUAUAGAAUUGCUCCAGAAAGUUAGUAAUCCUUCACAUAUGUUCACCAGUGAAGAACCAGAUGAUGAUGGGGCUAUUCCAAAUGUACCUCAAAGAAUUGCUUCUAGACCACCAGAUAGGUCAAAACAGCAUAAUGCUAUUCUUUCCAAUUCUGAAAUGGAUAGAAUAGAUGAAGCUAAUAAUACACUACUUAGAGCAUCAGAAUUACCCAGUGUUAUAGUUGAAGAAAAAUCACAACCUUGGGAUGUCAUGGACAUUAUGAACAAUGUCACCAGUGUCCAUAUUUGCGUGGAGCAUCAGAAUCAAAAAUGUGGUAUAGGAAACGCUUUUGAUUCACUUAACAGAGAAAAGAGUCUUUUGCAGUACAUUGACGAAGAAUUAAUGAUGAGGGGGAGCUACAAAUAUCACCAGACGGACUACGAACAACAGGCCACCCUGCCGCUCGAGCACUGCGACGCCGGCGACAAGAGCGAAGCCACGCCCCCCAGCCCUUCGCCCGACCACGCCCACCAGCCGUUCAACGCGUCGCCGCGUCGCCAUUCGUCCGUCGACGAGAUCUUCGGGCUGGUGGGGUCGAUGACCUUGAACGGGCCGCGGCAGCGGUCGUUGAGCGACAGCAGCCGGACGGGCAGGAGCAGGGACCGGGAGGUGAACGGAACUGAAGGCGGAUCCAACAACCACGAAUCAGGCAACACGGACCUGGUCACGUGUCCGCCGGUACCUCCCAGAAAGCACAGACGGAGACAUACGCCCCCGAGACCUCCUAGCAACGGUUUGCCUCCCACUCCCAAAGUUCACAUGGGCGCCUGCUUCUCCAAGGUUUUCAACGGUUGCCCCUUGAGAAUCCACUGCACAGCGUCCUGGAUUAAUCCGGACACGCGCGAUCAGCACAUCCUCAUAGGUGCCGAGGAGGGCAUCUACAACCUCAACCUCAACGAGCUGCACGAGACCGCCAUCGAUCAGUUGUACAACAGGCGGACGGUGUGGAUGUAUGUCAUCAAGGACGUCCUCAUGACACUGUCAGGUAAAACUCCGCAGCUGUACAGGCACGACCUCUUGGCCUUGCAGAACAAGCAAUCGCACCGGUUCAGUCUGCACAUGAACCGCAUGCCUGAGAGGCUAGUGCCGCGCAAGUUCGCGCUGACGACGCGAGUGCCUGACACGCGAGGCACUUUGAGGUGCUGUGUGGCCAGGAACCCGUACAACGGGUAUAAGUACCUGUGCGGGGCCACAGUGACUGGGAUAUACCUGAUGCAGUGGUACGAUCCGUUGAACAAGUUCAUGUUGUUGAAGCACGUGGAAUGUACAUUUCCCAACCCCCUACACGUUUUCGAGAUGAUAAUAACACCGGAAUUUGAAUACCCAAUGGUGUGCGUUUCCAUCAAACAGGCUUACCAACCGAACAGAUUCAAAUUGGAUUUGAUCAACAUGAAUUCAGGUUCGAAUUGGUUUCAUUCUGACGAGCUUCAAGAUAUGGACGGUACGGCGACUGUCAUCCCUAGAAGGGAGAAUCUGGACAUAGUGAACGUCACCCAAUUAGACAAAGACUCGAUUUUAGUGUGUUACGAUAACGUUAUUAGGAUAGUGAACCCGCAAGGGAAGCUGAAAUCAACCAAAAAACAAGUGUCUGAUAUGAGAUUCGAUUUCAGAAUAGAAAGUAUUUUAUGUCUUCCGGAUAGUGUUCUAGCAUUUCACAAACACGGAGUUCAAGGAAGGUCAUUGAAAAAUGGUGAAAUUACACAAGAGAUUACUGAUACUUCAAGGACAUAUAAACUUUUAGGCUCAGAUAAAGUUGUGAUGUUAGAAAGUAAUUUAUUACGAACUGGAACUUUAACAAAUGAAGAAGGUCACGACUUGUACAUUUUGGCGGGACAUGAAGCAAGUUAUUAA